This is a messenger RNA of Astyanax mexicanus (Mexican tetra), 2510 nucleotides long. RefSeq names its product cyclin-dependent kinase 5 activator 1-like. Gene Ontology annotation, biological process: brain development; positive regulation of cyclin-dependent protein serine/threonine kinase activity; activation of protein kinase activity. The transcript has a single exon. NCBI's taxonomy places the organism in Eukaryota, Metazoa, Chordata, Actinopteri, Characiformes, Acestrorhamphidae. Bases 208 to 1062 code for a protein of 284 amino acids. Gene Ontology annotation, molecular function: cyclin-dependent protein serine/threonine kinase activator activity; protein kinase binding. Gene Ontology annotation, cellular component: protein kinase 5 complex; cytoplasm. The record is from RefSeq and is a predicted model, not a curated record.
UAUACAUAAAAUAAGUUGCAGUCUUUAUUUGAUCACGGAUUGGUUGGUUUAGAUCUAUGUUUAUUUGUAUGCUGACAUUUGUGCUUUUCUCCACAGGUUCUUUUUUGCCCCCACAGGUUACAGGCUUUCAAUUUCAUCAGGAAAACACCGGGAAUCCUUCCUUGCCAUCUGAGCCGCUUCCCUGGUUCAUCGACAACAUCUGUCCGUAUGAUGGACGGUGUCUGCGCCAGGACAGUCCCUAGACUGGCAGACCAGGAGGAGAGGAGGAGAGGCAAGAAGCGGUCCACCAGCCUGCUCUCACCCAUGUCUCCUCCGGCCAAGAGGGCGAAGACCAUCCAUGUUACGGACGGCGCCUGCGCAAGGACAGUCCCUAGACCGGCAGACCAGGAGGAGAGGAGAAGAGGCAAGAAGCAGUCCACCAGCUUGCUCUCAACCAUGUCUCCUCCAGCCAAGAGGGUGAAGACCAUGAAGACUGAAGAUGACAAGGAUCCUGUGCACCUGGAACCACAGGCUGGCCCAUCUUCCUUUUCUGGAAGCACCGGCAUGCCUGCUGAGGCGGCGUCAGUCCAGGCCACCGGUGUAACCACACACAGGAGGGUUUUGGGGAGAGACACCACCUACGAUCUGCACCGGAUGUUGGGAGAGUUCCUCUGUCGUCGUUGCCACCGGAUUCAGGACCUUGCCUGGACUGAGCCUGUGUUCUGGCUUCUCUCCGUGGACAGGCACUUGUACAGGACCCUCUGGCACCGUCGCCACUUCCUCUGUCGAGGCAGCUUGGUCUUCCUGUAUAUGGUGUGCGAAGACAGCAUUUCAGCACAGAUCGCCAGCAGACGGGAACUGAAGGCUGUGCUUCUCACAUGCCUUUAUGUGUCUUGUGCCUACGUGGGUCAUUCCAUCUCUUACCCUGCCAUGCCCUUCAUAGUGGAGAGCAACAGGAUGGCCUUUUGGAGACGUGUCCUUGGAAUCACCUCGCGCCUCAGUGCGAAGAUGCUGCAGAUUAACAACAACCCGCAGUAUUUCGCCAUGGUCUUUUCCGACUUGAAGAACACGGAGGACCGCUGAAGGAUCUGGUUGAGGAAUCGUGCCUGGUGGAAAUUUGGGCUGUUUUUAACAUAUGCGGCUGAUACAUUGUUAUUGGAUUAAAUUGCCUAAUGCCACAUGGAACUGGUGACACUGAGCAUGCAUUACCGGUGCCAGUGGGGCUAGGUACGGUCUUAGUCACCAGGUAGGCUGAUGUGGUGCUAUGGUUAUGAAGCUGUUAGUGGCUGACUGGGCAGGUAAGACUGGAAACCCAGCUGAGCGGGAAAUUAUUCGGAUUGUAUUUGUAAUGUAACAACUUGUAAUUGUAAUAGGAGAAUGUAGACACUGUUAACCACUGGCAGGGCAGUGGUGAUGUCCUGACGAAUGAGGGAAUAGGAGCCUCAGUGCUCAUAGUGUGCCAUUGGUGGAUAAAAAGGAGGGGCAGCUUCAGUCACAGGUAUAGAGACUGGAGCUGUUCCAGCAAGGCUGUCUUCAGGUAAGAGACAGAACCUUGCUGCUGUGGCUUUGUGGCAUGUGGCCCCUUUGACUGUGGAAUUCCAGAUGAUAAUGGGAAAUUGUAGUCAAGUCUACCACAGCAUGUUCAGCCAGAAGGAGGGAGGGAGUCCUCUGCCUUAAUGAGAGUGGAGAUUUCAACUGUCAGAGAAUCAUCACUGACAUGGAGCGACCAGCUUUAAUUUUGAGAUCUGCAGAGUGACAUGGUUGGACGGAUUUCUGAAGCUGAGGUAGCUUGAGAAACAUUCUUUGGUAAGUAUGAUCAUCUGCUUUGCAGGGUCUGAUGAAGACAGUGAGUAUUCUUCUGCUGCCGAUUAUUAAUCUUUCCUUUUCCUGGAUUUCCUACAUGUCAAACCGGCUGCAUCCCUUUGUAUGCUUGCAUCCUGCAACAUCCAGGUCGGUUUAUCGCAAUACGGAUCAACAGUGGAUUGAAGAUAUUAAAAAAAGUGAGAGUUUAACAGAAACAAAACACAGGUAAAAAAAAAAAAAUUACUAAUAACAAUAUGAUCCAAAGUAAGAACUAACAGGCUAAACCAAUAAAGCUACAAAACAAUAGAAGCAAAUAAGGAAUUAGGAACUGUAACCACUUUACAUAUAGACCAAUAUUACAACAGAACAUACAGGGAACUAGAACAGUAAAAACAAGAACAAAUGAUCAGUCUAUAAUGCUUAUAUUUAAAAGUUAAAAGUUUAUGAUAUGUUUUUUUAUUACUAUAUGUAUUUGUAUGUAUUUCAUAUAUAUAAUAGUUUGUCAUAUUGAUUAUUAGACAGAGAUAUAUAGAGGUGUAAUAUAUACUGUAUUAAUCAUAUUAAUCAUAUAACUGUUUUUCAGUUUAUAAUAAAUUAAUUUAAUAGUCUUGGUGUAUAUAUUAACAACUAAGUUAAACAAAUUAAUAUUUGACACAAUUAAUUUGUUUACAGAUGUAGAAUUAGAUAAAUUAGUUUAUGGUAAUUUUCCCCCAGUGUGCAAUCCCUCU